CAGAAUUAAUAACGGUAAAAAAAAUUUUUUUCAACAAAUAAAUAAAAUUUUACCAUUAUUACUUAAAUGACAAAAUGACAUUGGUAAAAGAAUGGAUUGAAGAAAAGAUAAAGAAUGAGUAUAUUCGUUAUUUUGAACACGAUAAAUUUAGUUAUAUCGAAGAAAUUGAUGAAGGAUCUUUUGGUGAAGUGAUAAAAGCAAAAUUGGCUAAUAUAGGAUUUGUCGCACUAAAAAUUAUUGUUAAAAAAAAUUCAAAAGAGAAACUUAGAGAUGUAAACAAUGAGUUUGUCAAGGAGUUAAAACUCCUUCGUGAGAUUGAUCAUCAUCCAAACAUCAAUCGUAUUCUGGGAAUAACAAAAGAUUCUAAGUCUUAUAUUUUGGUUCUGGAAUAUGCCAAUGAAGGAAAUUUAAGAGAUUAUUUAGAAAAUAAUUUUGCUUCCUUGGAAUGGAAUUAUAAAAUUCAAAUGGCGUUAGAUAUUACUAGUGGAUUGAAUUUUUUACACUCCAAAGAAAUAAUCCAUAGAGACUUGCACUCAAAAAAUAUAUUAGUGAAUAAUGGAAGAUUAUUGAUUGCAGACUUUGGAUUAUCUAAAAAGUUGGCAGAAGUCUCAACUAAUUCAAUUGGUAAUAAAAAGGGGAUUACUCAAUAUAUUGAUCCACAAUGUUUUAAGAAUAUAAAGUAUAAGAAAGAUAAGAAGUCCGAUAUCUAUAGUUUAGGUGUUUUAUUAUGGGAAAUUUCAAGUGGGCGUAUUCCUUUUUUUGGCUGUACACUACUUGAAUAUCACAUUAAAAAUGGAGGUAGAGAAGAUCCCAUUGAAGGCACACCUCCAAAGUAUGAAAAACUUUAUCAAGAAUGUUGGGAUGACAAACCAGAAUUAAGACCUGAUAUUGAAAAAGUACAUGAAAUUUUAGGUCAAUUAAAUACUGAGAAUUCUUCUGAUCUACAAUCUUCACUUAACAAAAGUAAUUCGGAAGGUGAUGACUUAUAUAUAUCUGAUUAUCCAAGAGAAAAAGUUAAAAAUCUUCUGAUAAUUGGCGGUACUUUGAGCGGUAAAUCAUUGUUAUCCAACAUAUUGUGUGAUAUUGAAAACGGAUGUACAAGUAACGAGACCAAAGAUUUAUCGAAAAAAGAUUUCGAAUGGAAUGGAACGAAAUAUCACGUGAUUGAAAUUGUAAUUUGGUCUAUUGAAAAAGUUAUUUAUAAUAAAAUAACAGAUUUGAUGCCAGAAGGGAUAAGCCAAUUCUUAUUUUUGGUUGAUGAAAGCUUUACAACAAGAGAAGAAAUAAUGUUUGAGUUAUUUAAAAAAAUUAUUUUCGAAACCGGUAUUCUUCAAUAUGUUACUAUUAUUCAAAACAAGCGUGAAAGGGAUCAAAAAUAUGUGUUUGAAAAUAAAAUAAUUGCUGAAAUAGUUAAGUCAUGCAAUGGUGUAGAUAAUUUCUCAAUAGAUAUUGAUAAAGAAGAAAACAACAAUGAUUAUGAAGGACAAAAUAUUAUUGAUAGAAAUGUAAAGAAAGAGAUAAGAAAUAAAUUACUAAAUUACUUGGAAGAAAAUUUUCAGGAAAAAUAUUACAAAUUAGAAAAAUGGGAUGAUAUAUAUAGUAAGAUUGCUAAUUACGCUAAAUCAGAUAUGAGUUUUGUUGAAGUGGAAAAAGCUGAUAUCACAAAUAUGACUUCAGAUAUUUUCAAGAAUUUAUUUAACUAUAUUGACAGUGAAUCAAAAAAAAGAGAUCAACAAUGGUUUAAUGAAAAAUAUUCAGAAGCGGAAGUUAUGGAUAUUACUGAUAACAGACGCUUAAAUCUUACUGAUUCUUUAAAAAUAGAAGGUUUUGAAAAUUUAAAAAGAAUUAGAAUAAAGAAAUUUAAAUUAAUUAGUUUGGAAAUAAGAAAUUGUUCUCAACUUAAUGAGAUUAACUUAGUAGAGCUUCCUAUACUUACGAGUUUAUCUGUAACUGGCUGUUCAAACCUAACCAUGAUAACUGAGUUAACCAGUUUGAAAAUUAGUGAUUGCUCUCAACUUAAUAAGGUUUACUUUUCAAAUCUUCCUAAAAUUAAGAGUUUAUCUGUAAUUAACUGUUCAAAAUUAACCAAUUUUAAUUGUUCAUCAACUGAAUUAGCUAGUUUGAAAAUAAGUAAUUGUCCUCAGGUUGAUUUAUCAAAACUUCCUAAAAUUAUUAGUUUAAAUCUAAUUUAUUGUUCAAAUCUAACCACACUUGAUUUUUCAUCAAAUGAAUUAACCAGUUUGAAAAUAAUUAAUUGUUCUCAACUUAAUAAGAUUGACUUGUCAAGAAUUUCUAGAAUUAUGAAUUUAUCUAUUAUUAGCUUUUCAACCCUAAUUACAUUUGAUAAUUUAUCAACUGGCUUAACCAGUCUGAAAAUAAGUGAUCAUAGCUUGUCAAAGUUCACCAAACUUGAAAGUUUAUCUAUAACUGAAUGUACGCUUGCAACUAAGUUAACAAAUUUGAAAAUAAUUGGUUAUUCUCAACUUAAUAAGGCUGACUCAUCAAAUCUUUCUAAAACUAUGAGUUUAUCUGUAAUUUACUGUUCAAAUAUAACCAUGCUUGAUUGUUCAUUAACUGAGUUAACUAGUUUGGAAAUAAGUGAUUUUUCUAAUAAUAUUGACUUAUCAAAACUCACCAAACUUAACAGUUUAUCUUUAACUAAAAUUUUAAAUCUACUCACGUUUGAUUUUUCAUCAAUUACAUUAACCAGUUUGAAAAUAAGUAAUUGUUCUCAACUUAACAAGGUUAACUUGUCAAAAUUUCCUAAACUUACAAGUUUAUCUGUAACUAAUUGUCAAAAAUUAACGAACCUUGAUUGUUCAUCAACUGAGUUAAUUAGAUUAAAAAUAAGUUGUUGUUCACAAAUUUAUAAUAUUGACUUGUCAAAGCUUUCCAAGCUUGAGGGUUUAUCUGUAACUGAAUGUUCAAAUCUAACUACUCUUAAUAUUUCAUCAAUUGGAUUAACUAGUUUGAAAAUAAGUGAUUGCUCCCAACUUGAAGGGAUAGAUUUGUCAGAAUUUCCUAAUCUUAUGAAUUUAUCUGUAACUAAUUGUCAAAAUUUGCCCAAUCUUGAUUGUUCAUCAAUUAAGGCAUUAGGUCAAAAACAUGAAUUUCCUAAUUAUUUUUUCACCAAUAGUCCAGGAAGAAAAAAUUUAUUAAUAAUUGGCACCAUUCAUUCUGGUAAAUCUGCAUUAGCUAACGUAAUAUGUAAAACUAAGUUUUUUGAAGAAAAUGGAUGUAAUUCAAAAGAUUUUCAAGAAUAUGAUUUUGUUUGGAAUAAUACAAAUUAUCAUGUGGUUGAUAUUAGAGUUAAUUUAAUUGAAAAUGAAAUUUUAUAUAAGAUAGGACAAGUAAUAUAUUCAAUGCCGGAAGGGAUAAGCCAAAUUUUAUUUGUAGUUGACCAUAGAUUAACGGCAGAAGAAAUAAAAAAACUUAGUGAAAUUGAAGAAGAAAUUUUAAAAAUCGAAAUUUGCAAAAUUACUACUAUUGUCAGAACUAAAUUUGAAGACUUUAAAAGUAAAGAUGAGUGCAAAAAAGAUGAAGAAAAUCUCUAUAGUUUAAACAAAAAAAUAUUUAUCAAAAAUAUAUUUACUAAUAAACCUCCAAUCAUUCAUGUAGACAAUCCAUCAGCACAUAUUUAUGUUUAUGAUAGUGAUGAUGAUGCUACAGUAAAUUACAUUGGUAGAGGAAGAAGAGAAAAGUCAAGAACUAUACUCCUAGAACAUUUGAAUAAAGUAUGUUCAGAAAAAUACAAAUUAAAUAUGUGGGAUAAGUUGUAUGAGUCUAAUAUGUCAAUAGAUAAUUUAGAUAAACAGAAAUUAAUAAAAUCAUAUUUAAAAUUAUAUGAUCCUGACGUUGUUAAAAUUAUCAAAAAACUAGUAAAUGGGGAAUAAACGUGUUAAGAGGAUUUUACCAAUGGUAUGUUUGUUAAGUAUGUGUUGAUUAUUUUUUAUACAAUAUUGGGAUUAUUUAUUUUAUAUAAUAUUGGGAUUAUUUUUUAUACAAUAUUGGGUGGUUAUUUUUUUGUUAACAUACGGAUUGUUUAUAUGACAAAUAUUAAUAACCAAUAAAAUUUUAAGAUUUCAUAUGAAGUUUUUU
This is a messenger RNA of Rhizophagus irregularis DAOM 181602=DAOM 197198, 4098 nucleotides long. RefSeq lists its product as uncharacterized. Gene Ontology annotation, molecular function: protein binding; ATP binding; protein tyrosine kinase activity. The record is from RefSeq and is a predicted model, not a curated record. Gene Ontology annotation, biological process: protein phosphorylation. Lineage: Eukaryota; Fungi; Glomeromycota; Glomeromycetes; Glomerales; Glomeraceae.